CGGUCCAAUUCCAAAACUGGGAGCGUGCCUGUAAAAGGUUUAGCAGUUGAAGUAGGGUUUCAUUGAGAAGUCUAUCGAGCCUGCUCUGCUUCUGCUGCGGCGUGUUCGAUAAUCGGCAGCGAAAAUGCCUUCACACAAGACCUUCAGGAUCAAGAAGAAGCUCGCCAAGAAGAUGAGGCAGAACAGGCCCAUCCCUUACUGGAUAAGGAUGAGGACCGACAACACUAUCAGGUAUAAUGCUAAGCGUAGGCACUGGCGCCGUACCAAACUCGGAUUUUAAGGUGGAUGAACCUCUGACUCGAGAUUCUAAGCUGUUUUUGGUUUUGUUGAAUGUUACCAUAGAUAUGGAAAGGUUGUAGUUUUGAUCAUUUGUUUAUACAGAGGGAUCAAUGUAGAGCGUUUCCGUAAUUUUGUAAUUUUUGUUUUUGUUAUUCAUGUGAAACUAUGACAGUGGCUUUUAUUUAUUGCCUUUUUUCUCAGAUUUGAAAACCCAAUUCUAUGGAAAUUUUGAAUGGGGGUUGUUCUCGUGAGCUUAA
Messenger RNA from Gastrolobium bilobum, 536 nucleotides. Its product is annotated as large ribosomal subunit protein eL39. Gene Ontology annotation, cellular component: ribosome; cytosolic large ribosomal subunit. NCBI's taxonomy places the organism in Eukaryota, Viridiplantae, Streptophyta, Magnoliopsida, Fabales, Fabaceae. The transcript is spliced from 3 exons. Gene Ontology annotation, molecular function: structural constituent of ribosome. Bases 125 to 280 code for a protein of 51 amino acids. The record is from RefSeq and is a predicted model, not a curated record. Gene Ontology annotation, biological process: translation.